AUGGCAGAACGUAAAGCAACAAACAAGUACAUUCCACCAGAUUUUGAUCCGAAAAAACACAAAUCAAUUAAUGGAUAUCAUCACUCUCAUCCAUUGAGACAACGUGCAAGUAAAUUGAAAGCCUCUUCAUCUUCCGAUAUUGAUGAUGAACGAAUAGGAUCUUUGGUCAUUCGUUUCGAGAUGCCAUACAAUGCUAUCUGUACUCAUUGCUCAAAAGGCAUUGCAAAAGGAACACGAUUCAAUGCUCGGAAGAAACAAGUUGGAUUGUUUGGAGGAAAUAAUAAUAAUUUAAAUAAUUCCGAAAAUUUAAAUAAUGAUUCAGAAAAUUCAGGAACAAAUACUCUAGAUCAUGUUAAAGUAAAAUUGGAAGAAACAGAUGAUAGUAAUAAUAAUAUUAAUUCUGAUACAUUUAACAUGAACAAUGAAAAGAAGGAAAAAACUCUAACAAUGCCAAUUUAUUCAUUUGUUAUGAAAUGUUAUGAUUGUUCGGGAAGAUUGGAGAUUAGAACCAAUCCUGAACAAUUAACCUAUGAUUGUGUGAGUGGAAUAAAGUGGAAGAGUCAAGGACUGAACAUUAGCAAUGAUGCCGAUGUAUCUAAUUUGGAUGUUAAUGAUACCCGUUCGGAAAUGAUUGUGAUUGGACAAGAUUUGGAAAGUAUGGAUUCAAUGCAGAGAAUUAAUCAUGAAAAAGAGGAUUUAGUGAAAGCAGAAAGUGCCAUCCCUCAACUGGAAUCAAUUAUUAAACUCAAUAAGAGACAAGAGAACGAUUUCGAGUCAAAUUUUCAGCUAAGAGCUUCUCACAGACAAUUAAGAAAGAGUGAGAAGGAAGCUUGCAAGAAUUUGGGACAAAGAUUGGGAGCUAACUUUGUUAAUUCCUAUACACUACGUUCAUUGUUACCUGAAGAAACACUUGAGGAUGGAAUUAUUGCCAAACAAGAAUUGUCAACUCGUGUGAAAAAGAGAAACAUUGAAGGAACAUCAUCCGCCUCAAUAUUUAACGCUUCCAAAUCCUCACAACCAUUGAAACCAAAUGAAAUAACCAAGAUGGCCAAAGAGUUAAAAAAAAGAAAGUUGACCAACUCUACACAACAGGAAAUAACAUCUCCCAAAAGCUCGGCGACGUGUGAAAAUUCAAAGUGGACUCUACAGAGAGCCAAAUUUACUAAUACGAAAUCAUCAAUUUCAGGUUGUUCUGCAUUGCUGCAAGGAUUGAAUCAAUACAAAGAUGAGGAAGAUGAUUGA
This is a messenger RNA of Naegleria gruberi, 1242 nucleotides long. RefSeq lists its product as uncharacterized. Bases 1 to 1242 code for a protein of 413 amino acids. The transcript has a single exon. Gene Ontology annotation, biological process: mRNA splicing, via spliceosome. The record is from RefSeq and is a predicted model, not a curated record. Lineage: Eukaryota; Heterolobosea; Eutetramitea; Acrasida; Naegleriidae. Gene Ontology annotation, cellular component: post-mRNA release spliceosomal complex; U2-type spliceosomal complex.